GUUUUAGUUACCCCCCAAGUUUAUAGAUGGCACGGAGCUUUUAUACAAGAAAAACAAACAAGAUUUGUUUACACACCAAAACAUAAAGUCACUUUUUGCACUCGACUCAAGGUUUAUCUUGUGGUGAAAUAAUUCGAAUUAAUCCGUAAAUUACUAAAUUAGCCAACCCAGUACUAUCUCCAGCUAUUAUGGUUGGUGCAGUCUGGAAGCAGGAUAAUCGCGGCAAAGGUAUAUAUGUUGAUCAUGAAACAGCUGCAAGUGAGGAAGAAAAUGAGGACAACUAUGUGGAAGAUGAAAGUUUGGGCAAUUGGGCAGAUUUGCCUGAUUUGGUCAUUGAAAGAAUCUUUUCAUAUCUGAGUAAUGAAAAGCGUUAUUAUGGAUCUCUGGUGUGCAGAAGAUGGUAUCAGGCAUUUCAUCUGCCAUAUGUCUGGUCCACUUUUGUGCUAGAAGAUCGUGUUUUAUCAAGAAGACGGUUUAACUACCAUUUAGGCUGGCAAUAUACUUUAGACCACUACAGAGCUCAAAUAUUUUUGUACAAAACAGCCAAAAAUAUUCGAACCCUUAUUUUUGCUCCCAUGUUGAAUUUCUUUAAUCUCUUUGAGGUCAUGAAUAUGCUCUCCCAAUUCAGUGAAAGGUACCCAGGUUCCCUUGACAACAUCCAUACACUCAAGUUUACUUUCAACUGUGAUAUGGCGUUUCGGACGGAAAACGCCAUUUACGGUACUGGUGGUCAGCUCUUGCAAGCACUUAAAAAUCUUAUGUCUUUUCUACCUGGCCUCACGAGCUUGGAAUUGACCAAUCUGCUGUUGGACAGUUCGGAAGCUCUCUAUCUCUUGGACGAUGUCUGUUACACUAGAUGCCUCAAUCUCCAUUCACUGACACUUAUCAAUUGCACCAAAGUUCCUUGUCGUCUUCUUCACCCAGGCGCCUUCCUUCGACUGCAUUCUCUCCGAAUCAGUCCGCAAACAUUAAGCUCCGAUUUGCUUUGGCUCAUAAGCUCUACAAAAUUGAAACACUUACACAUCAUUCAGAACGCCUACACUGAAUCUUGCUACAGCAUCGAACCUAAAGCCUGGAGCGAUUUGAAUCGAAAGAAUCCGGCAAUAAGAGUCCACUUGAAAUCAAUGGGGAAAACUAAAAGAGAAAUUGUCUGGCAGGAACGUGCCCCAGUAUCAUCCGUAUUGUACAAUUCCCGUUAUUCUAAGGUGUCCAUGUCAAGUAUUCUGACCAUCGUUGAUCUCUACCGCGAUCGACUGAAAGUUUAUGGUCACCUGGGGCUUCCUCGAUUCCAUACGUCCAACAGCUUCCAGAAUCGGAUCGACAUGUCCUUGAUCACUCUUGUUCGGGAAUGUCCAAAUCUUAACACACUGGUAAUCCGCGAGAGGAUUUCAACUGCGACAUUGAUCCUGUUGGUCAGCUCAGCCAAUUGUCAACGCUUGCAUCGUCUUUACGUUCGCCGUAACGCCUUGCUACUCCGCGCCGACUGGCCUCGUAGCCUCGAGUGGACCGAGGACUAUUUCACCUGGUUAAAGACCACGUCAAGGAGCUACGAGUCUACACAGGUAGAAGUAUCUCAAAAGCUCAAACAACCUGAUUGGCAAGCCUUGAGCGAUCAACAGUUCAAAAUUUUGAAGGUUAAUGUCGAAAUUGAUUCUAUUUAACCCCUUCCCCCUUGAGUUGGGUUUCCUCAGUGUUUUUAGAUGCCAUACCUACCACAUAACCUUUAAUACGCACACAGACAAAAGAAAAACAAAUUCUUGAGCUCAAGCCAAUAUUUUCCCCCGUGUAAUAAAGAUGUCAAAUACAUCGAAUAUCCACCUAGAUCUAGAAUUGGGUGAAAACAACUUGUACUGAAUUUAGUAUGUAACGUACGUUCGCAUUUCUUUUUCGCUAGAUUCAAUCGUCAUUGGAAUAUAAAUGCGGUCCUUGAUGAGGCAAUGGGCGCAACGAGUGUGGAAACGUGUUCUGCACGAAAUAAACGAGACACCCCCGAGGGCAGUUAAUGUAUGCACGCAGCCCGUUAUUAUAUGACGGGUGUCUUUUUUUUUUUUUUUGUUCUUUCCCCCAAGACUGGUGGCAACUGGAUUGCACCACGACAAAAAGCGGAUAGAAUAAGGCAACAAGCAGAACUAGCAGCAACUUUCACAUCGAGAAACGAGGGCUAGGCCGUAGUGAUUGGGUCAUUGUGUUUCAGUCGUCCAGCGCCUUUCCUACCGAAAGGACCUCUCGUUUUCGUUGCGCAUUCGUAUUUUAUUUGAACGCAAGUGUCGACCAUGCAAACAACCCGAGCGGCGUUAACGGAUAUGGUGGAAACGCGGCCACAAAAGAAAGACAUUGACGGUCUGUCCAACGGGGCAGCUGUCCAGAUCUUUUCCGGUCUGAGUUGCAUCACUCUGCAGGUAUUUUUGUUGGUCAAUUAUCACGACGCGGACGAGAGCAUCCAACACAACGGAAACACAAUUUUCACACUUGCCGUUGGAUCUUUUGGCUUCCUCGCUGGCAUUUUCGGAUGUUUUGCCAGUGGUUCCAGGAAAUGGAUCAACUACGCUUACCUGGUCACGUCCUUGGGGGUGGUAGGGUCUAGCGUGUUGUACUUCCUGGCAGGAUAUUGGGACUUCUACAACGCAGUCAAAGAUUCUGGAAAAUUGUAUUACCUCACCGUAAACAAUCGCACAGAGGCGAUCCAACCGACGUUGCCUGUUGACGACGAGCUCCAUUUUUGGUUGCGCGCCGGACUUUUCCUUUGCGUUAUCGUCUUGGCGUUGUUCAGUUUGGCCGGCAUGGCCGUCGUGGCCUCUUACCGUAUCUGCAACGGCGGAUGGACCAAGAAGGACGACUACAAGAGCCUGCUGGCCCAGCAAGAGUAAUUCGUCACUUUCCAACCUGCCUAUAGCUAGCCGAGGACGUGUCGCUGUUAGAGUGUCCUCAAUUUAUUGUUUCAGUUCAAAAUGAAUCUUUAGUUAAGCUUGAUGCACGAGAGACCUUGUACAUAGACAAUAACGUAGUAGAAUUGAUAAACCCAUUAAGUGCCCUUGUCAUUCCGAGAAUCUCAUGUUCAAUAUACUUUGUCAUACGAUA
Messenger RNA from Daphnia pulex (common water flea), 3078 nucleotides. Its product is annotated as F-box/LRR-repeat protein 21-like. The transcript has 9 exons. The record is from RefSeq and is a predicted model, not a curated record. The coding region runs from base 189 to 1661 and encodes 490 amino acids. NCBI's taxonomy places the organism in Eukaryota, Metazoa, Arthropoda, Branchiopoda, Diplostraca, Daphniidae. Gene Ontology annotation, molecular function: protein binding.